CCUUCAUAGAAGGAGGCAAUUAAUGGCUCUGCACACUUGCAUCAUCACAACCCCCACAGUGAACUUCCUAACUCUAAACUGAUUUGCAACUGACCGAUAGCAGUCUGGAAUUGCCAGCUUCCACAAAGUGAUCACCACUCACUUUUCCACCUUGAGGGCAGCUCUCAUUCUGAUGUUCUUGCGCCACAGGGCAGGGGCGAGCUCCGCACACACUUCCAGGAAGGUGGCUUUGUGCAUCAGAAAGUUCUGCAGCCACUGCUUGUCAUCCCAUACAUGCAUAACGAUGUGAUCCCACUGGUCAGUGCUGGUUUCCUGAGCCCAAAAGCAAUGGUCCACGUGCAGCUGCUCCAAAAUCAAUCUUGAAUUGUUUCUUUCCAUGGCACACUGCAGGGCAGGCACCACGGAUUCACUUUCAGAUUCACAGCUCAUGAAAUACUGCAGGAUCAGCGGCGUUGUGUUCAUGACGCUCAUCACAAGACUAGAGAGCAGUGCAGGAUCCAUGCUUUUAGGCAGAUAUGGGGGGCACACAGUUUAUAUGGGUUGUUCUAAAAUAGAGCAAAAUGUACUUAACUGGAACCCCACAGAAUGGUGGGAUGGAGAACACUGCAUUAUGGGAGAAUGAGCCUGCCCCCAUGAUGCACUGUAAUCCAUUCCCAGAACUCCUAGUCACAGAAGGUAGUGAAUUGCACAGUAGGAUAGCUACCCACAGUGCACUGCUCGCUCUCUCGAUGCUAAAGCACCAACUCUGGAUGCACUCCACCGACAAAGGGAGUGUUGCGUGAACAUGCACAAAUAAUGUAAUUACGGCAGUUUAUGAUCAUUGACAUAACUUAAGUUAACUUAACUCUGUAGUGUAGACAUAGUCUCAGUUGACCCUUAGUCACAAAGGUAAUGAACAUGGUUAAUAAUAAUUAUAACUAUCCUGCCACUUUGACCCAAGAAAGCUAGCCUUGGUAUGUUACUGCUUAAAAAUGAGCUGGGGGUAAAACCAUGGAAUAUUCUUUGUGACAAGUAUCCCACAAAUUCCAUUGACCUCCCUUGUUUUCUUUGCCUUGACCAGGGUUUCCAGUUUCCAAACCUGAUAUGAUAUUCCAGAUGGAACGAGGGGAAGAGCCGUGGGUCCCAGACAUCCAGGGCUCUGAGAAAGAAGUGCUCCCGAGAGCUGCCUGCACAGGGAGUGACCUAUGUCUGGAUUCUCUCUGUCUCCCAUCAGGUGAUGGGAUGGUGAGUGAGAAUGAGGAGGAGAAACCCCAGCAAGAAGAUGCUGAGCAAGUAGAACCACAUGGAACGUUAUCAGGAAGAUCCAAAGGGAAUGUUUCCAGGAGUUGUGAACUCCCAGAAAAAGCAAAAGCCUGGGAGAGUCAGCACAGGCCAGAGGAAAACUUCAGUAGCCACUCAGACCUUAUUGGAAAUGAGAGAAUCAGCUUGGAAGAGACACGCUAUGCAUGCCAUGAGUGUGGGAAAAGCUUCAAUCACCGCUCU
Terrapene triunguis (Three-toed box turtle) is the source of this 1482-nucleotide messenger RNA. Its product is annotated as zinc finger protein 2-like. NCBI's taxonomy places the organism in Eukaryota, Metazoa, Chordata, Testudines, Emydidae. The transcript is spliced from 2 exons. The annotation marks the transcript as partial. The record is from RefSeq and is a predicted model, not a curated record.